This is a messenger RNA of Caenorhabditis auriculariae, 3866 nucleotides long. NCBI's taxonomy places the organism in Eukaryota, Metazoa, Nematoda, Chromadorea, Rhabditida, Rhabditidae. The record is from the annotation of a GenBank genome assembly.
AUGGGCUUGUUGGCUUCGAAGCUUUGGAAGUACCUUUUCCCGAAUCUGGAAUGCCGUACUCUGAUGCUGGGACUGGACGGCGCCGGCAAAACGACGAUUCUCUAUAAGCUGAAGCUGAAUGAAGUCGUCACAACUAUUCCCACCAUUGGUUUGUACUUCAUGUUUAUUUAGUGGCCCCUCAAGGGUUUUAAGCUUCUAGUAGCUCCUCAAGAGUUUUAAGCUUCUUGCGGCUCUUACUUUUUAGCUAUGAAUUCCUAUAGGAGUGUCCAAUUUCCGAGAUAGUUCUGACUCACUUGAAAUUUAUCGAGAUUUGGAAUUUUCUAUUAAAACGGUUAGGAUUUUUUCAAUUUUGUUCAGGAAUCUACGUGGAAAUGUCAGUUUUUUUUUUUUGCUUUAUUAUUAGCUUCUUCUUGAUCUUGAUUCAGUGGCUACUUAAGGGGUUUCAGUUUCUUGUGGCUCCCUAAGGGUUUCAAGCUUCCAGUGGCUCCUUAAGGGUUCCAAGCUUCUAGUGGCUCAUUAAGGCUUCCAAGCUUCUAGAGGCUCCCUAAGGGUUUUAAGCUUCUAGUGGCUACUUGAGGGUUUUAAGCUUCUCGUGGCUCCCAUAAUAUUCAUUUCUCGUCUAAAUUUGAUUUUAAAAGUUUUCCUGGCUCAUUCGAAACUUCUAGAGCUGUGAAAGGCUAACAUUUCCUCAAUUUUGUUCAGGGUUCAACGUGGAAAACGUGAGUUAUCAGAAAAUCUCAAUGACCGUCUGGGACGUCGGCGGACAGGAAAGAAUCCGCGCUUUAUGGAAAUACUACUUUCCGAACACCACGGUUUUUCAUUCCAAAAAUGAGUUGGUGAAAAAAAAUUCUCAGGCGCUGAUCUUCGUCGUCGACAGCAAUGACACCGAGCGAGUCGAGGAGGCUCGAGAAGAAUUGUGGAAUUUGCUGAAAGAUCCAGAACUUCAGAGUUAGUGGAUUUUUUACUGGGAAAAAAGUGAUCAUUAUAGUCUGUGUGUCACGACUUGAAAUUUCACGGAACGACAUUCCGCUGUGCCGCUGCGCGCAUUUGCGAACCUUGGUCGCGCUUUUAAUAUUUUUCUUUCUUUUAUUAAGGUACUCUACUUUUGUGCUCCCACAGCAAUAAAAAUCAAUUUGAAGCGUGACCUAGAUUCGAAAGACGCUUCGCGACCGCACGCAGCGUAACAGCGGAAUGUCGUUCCGUGAAAUUUCAAGUCCUGGCACACAGACUAUAUUAAUCUCAUAGAUCCACCUUGAGACCUCUCUUUGAUUUCAAAAGUAAUUUUGAAUUAUUCUACUCGUCCUGAAAUAUUUCAAGUUCUUAUCACUGGUCUCCCUCAUUUCACAGCCAGAAAACGGCCUUAAAGCUUCAGUUGAAGAUUUUUUUAAAAAACUACCAAAUUUUAAAAAAAUAGUUUCACUCUUCAUAUUGGUACCUAUAAACCGGAACCUUAUUUAGACAUCGUGUUGUUGGUGUUUGCAAACAAGCAAGACCUCCCUAGAGCGAUGACGAUUCCUCAGAUCACCGAGGGACUUGAGCUUCAGAAAAUAACCGGUCGGCAGGUUGGUUCUGAAUAUCGUUUGGAAAUUUCUGACCAACUACAGCUUGUUAUCCUGGGUGAAGCCUUGAUCAUUAGUUUUUUGAGAAACUCUACUCGAAUCUGUACGAAAUCAUCGAAAAAUUUCGAACAGUUGGUUCAUAAAAAUGUUUUCCUGUCAGUUUCUCACGAUUUCGAAGUUACCUCGGAGCUACGGAACCCUUCCCUUCACGGGCCCGCGUAAAACCUACACCAAUCGAUAUAUCUCGACGAAAAAAUAACCGGAGGCCAGGUUUGACCUCCGUAGGUCAAAUAGGAACCAAGUUAAAGGCGAUCAGACUUUGAAAUCAAAAAUUCUGAAAUUGGUCAAAUUUGGAAUUAUUCGACAGAGGAGAUCAAGCAGAUCUGGAAAAACGAGGUCUCUGAGUUCCUAGGUUCCUAGGAAUCGAAAUAUGAUUUUUUUCAAAAAAAUUCUUAGACUUUGAAAAAAAUCAUAUCUUUUUUUCUAGACGUCUAAGAACUUUUUGACUUAGAUUUUUGAACUUCUGACGUCAUUUUCUAUCGAUUGAUAUGAAAAUCCGGAAAACUUUGGUUUUCGGGAAAAUCGAAAAAAGUACAGUCUAACCCCUUAAGUUUUUUUCGAGCUUCUGAAGUCAUGGAAGCCGAUCCGGACGAAAUGUAUAUCAAUCGAUAUAUCUCGACGAAAAAAUAACCGGAGACCAGGUUUGACCUCCGUAGGUCAACUAGGAACUGAGUUAUAGGCGAUCAAACUUAGAGAUCGAAAAUCUCAAUUUCCGUCAAAAAUAGUAUCAAUCGAUAGAGGAGAUCACUGAGGUCAGGAAAAACAAGGUCUCGAAGUUCCUAGGUUCUUCGAAGUCGAGUUAUGAACAAUAAUAAACUUUGAGAGAUCAUAACUUUUUUUCUAGGGGCCUAGAAAUCCUCUAAGUUUGUUAUAUCCACUUCUGACGUCAUUUCCUAUCGAUUGAUCUAAAAAUCUUGGAAAAUUUGGUUUUCGGGAAAAUCGAAAAAAGUGCAGUCUAACCCCUUAGGUUUUUUUUGAGCUUCUGAGGUCAUGGAAGCCGAUCUGGAAGAGAUGUAUAUCAAUCGAUAGAUCUCGACGAAAAAAUAACCGGAGGCUAGUUUUGACCUCCGUAGGUCAAAUAGGAGCCCAGUUAUAAGCGAUCAAACUUCGAAACCAGAAAUUCUAAAAUUGGUUAAAUUUGGUAUCAAUCGAUAGAGGAGAUCACGGAGGUCAGGAAAAACUAAGUCUCUGAGUUCCUAUGUUCCUAGGAAUCGAGUAAUGCUUUUUCAAAGACUUCAAAAAAUCAUAACUUCUUUUCUAGGCGUCUGAGAACUUUUUGACUUAGAUUUUUGAACUUCUGACGUCAUUUUCUAUCGAUUGAUAUGAAAAUCCGGAAAAAUUUGGUUUUCGGGAAAAUCGAAAAAAGUGCAGUCUAACCCCUUAGCUUUUUUUUGAGCUUCUGAGGUCAUGGAAGCCGUUCCGGACGAAAUCUAUAUUAAUCGAAAGAUCUCGACGAGAAAAUAACCGGAGGCUAGUUUUGACCUCCGUAGGUCAAAUAGGAGCCCAGUUAUAAGCGAUCAAACUUCGAAACCAGAAAUUCUAAAAUUGGUUAAAUUUGGUAUCAAUCGAUAGAGGAGAUCACGGAGGUCAGGGAAAACUAAGUCUCUGAGUUCCUAUGCCCCAAAAAAUCGAAUUAUGAUUUUUCAAAAUAAUUCCUGAACUUUGAAAAAUCAUGAAUUUUUUCUAGGCAUCUUAGACACUGGAAAGCUUACGCUCAGACGAACCGAAUGAUGUGAUUAGAUGAGCUGAAGCUUCUCUGGGAGCCGAGAUAUGACCUUAGAAGGAUUUCAGAAAAAUUUUUUUGCGCGUCUUAUUAAGUGCAUUCUCCGAGGUUGCGCGUCAGGUCACAUGCUUGCCUGAGGCCCGUGUCGGUGUACUUUACGCGCGGCCUGUUGUUCUGCAUGACUUUUAUUUAAUUUCAUAUUAAAGGCGCAUAUAUGGAGACAGACUGCGCGCAUCGAAGAGAAGCUUUUCCCGGAAGGGUUCUGUAGUUCGGAGGAAAAUAACACUUUUGAAAAGCUGGCACGGAAUAGGCUAUAACUAUUUUCACAGGUUGCAAUUCUCUCAGGAUCUUUAACUAGUAUAACACACACUGCUUGAGAAAAUGUUCAAAUUCAAGUGAUUUUCUCUGAUAGGUAUAAAUUUAUCAUUUUAUAGUGGAUUGUCAUCGGCUCCAACGGCCUGACCGGCGACGGACUGUACAAAGGCCUCGAAUGGCUCAGCGAGAAACUCAAAGAGAAAAAAUGA